Anopheles coustani is the source of this 1478-nucleotide messenger RNA. RefSeq lists its product as uncharacterized. The coding region runs from base 57 to 1478 and encodes 473 amino acids. Lineage: Eukaryota; Metazoa; Arthropoda; Insecta; Diptera; Culicidae. The record is from RefSeq and is a predicted model, not a curated record. Gene Ontology annotation, molecular function: RNA binding; acyltransferase activity, transferring groups other than amino-acyl groups. The transcript is spliced from 4 exons.
AGUGUUGCUGUAGCGACGGUCCAUUACACAUUUGGACACUUCGAGCGAGAGUUGCCAUGGAGGAUCGGCUCGUGACAAUCUCAACGAGUGACUGGAAGGAGUGGCGCGAUCUGUACAAAACGGACUGGCCUCAGCAUGAAGUGUCCUACAAUUUGAUACAAAACUAUAUCGACUGGCAGGAGCAAGGCGUUGACCUGAAGGAGUUUAUGGCGUUUAGUCUGAAUGGCGAAUGGGCAAAGGAUGGAACGUAUAUUGUAAUUGAUCGCAAUGAAAUGUUCAUUUAUACGCUGGACACAUCGUUGGAAAGCUUGCGCCGUGCGCUACUGCUGUUAGAUUGGACUCGCAGUUAUAUGAUCAAUAUGGGCCUGUACAAGUCGUUAGUGAUUGAAAUUUAUCAACUAUUCAAUUUGGAGACUCUCUUCGACAAGCAUACCUGCAUGUACUACUUACCCCACGAGGACGCCCGCAAUUUAGUAGUACAAGUUCCUGACGGCUUCAAGUUCGGCUCCCUGAAAUUCGACGAUGCUAUCUUCAUUAACGCUGAAUGGCCCCACAAGUACCCAGGAAGUGAGCUGUUUAUCGAACGAUUAAUAACGAGGAAUCUCAACUUGGGACUGUUCGAUGGAGACGGUAAACUAAUGGCAUGGUGCAUGCGAGUGCAAAACGGAGCCAUGGGUAUGCUUGGGGUGGCUCAAACCCGACGCGGUUACGGAUCGAUGAUGGCACUAGGAUUCGCACGCAAACUAGGUGAAUUGGGUCUCAACGCAUACGCUAGCGUGAUCGAUACCAACGAACCGUCUAGGAAAUUGUUUCACAAGUUGGGAUUUAAGAUAAAAUGGACGACCGACUGGUUGAGGAAUGGACCAAGAAAUACUUUGUCUCACCGUAGCUCGAAUCGCCACUCGAGUCGAUGCUUUGGCAGACAUCGCUCGGGAAGUAUCGAUCGAUACCAUCGCAAAUGCCGGAGCAAUCGUAGCCGUUCGGAUUCAUCUGAUCGUAACCGAUGUAGGUCACAACCUUGGUCUCCCGUCCGAGGACACUCUAGCACCAGGAAAUUGUCUUCACAUAGAGCAGAGAUUCGUGUUGACUCGCCAGAGCCAAAUCGAUGCCUGGGAGUGUUUGGAUUAACCGUUUACACUACGGAACAAUAUCUAAAGGAUAUCUUUGAACAAUAUGGAAUCGUAGAAGACCUGCUUGUCAUAUACGAUUCCCAGACAAGACUAUCACGGGGAUUCGGGUUUGUGUAUUACCAAAAUGUAGCGGAAGCAAUUUGGGCUCGUAUGCACUGUAAUGGAUUUCAUGUCCACGGACGACGAAUCCGAGUGGACUUUUCCAUCACCGACAGGCCCCAUCUGCCUACACCAGGUAUCUGCAAGGGAAGACGAUCACAAAGUCGUUCGGUGUCGCCAUUGGAAAACUCAAUAAGGGAGUGUAAUCGUCAUAGCAACCGCCGCUCGAGAUCUACGACAAAAAAUUGA